Molecule: messenger RNA, 690 nt
Organism: Diutina rugosa
Lineage: Eukaryota; Fungi; Ascomycota; Pichiomycetes; Serinales; Debaryomycetaceae
Gene: TAF14
Product: TATA-binding protein-associated factor
Exons: 1
Coding region: 1-690 (229 amino acids)
Biological process (GO): regulation of transcription by RNA polymerase II; chromatin remodeling
Cellular component (GO): NuA4 histone acetyltransferase complex; Swr1 complex
Molecular function (GO): histone binding
Source: RefSeq, a predicted model, not a curated record
AUGAAGGACGUUGCCCCCGUCGAGGGCUUCCCCAUGAGACAGUGGAGCAUCAGCAUCGUCAUGCUCAACGACAAGGGCGACGAAGUGCCCGCCAACAUCCUCGACAAAGUGACCUACCACCUCCACCCGACGUUUCAAAAUCCCGUGCGGGCGGUGAAACAACCCCCGUUCAAGGUGUCGGAACAAGGGUGGGGUGAGUUCGACAUCCCCAUCUCCCUCCACCUCUUGGGGUUGCCGGGAAAGCUGGGCGAACGCAAGAUCAGCCACGACUUGAACUUCGUCAAGGAACGCUACAUCAACGACCACGAGAUCUCGAUCCCCGUGUCGCUGCUGAAGAACCCGGCGCUCAAUAAGGCGCUCGCCGAACUGGGCGCGGUGCCGUUUGACGGCGACAACAAGCGCAAAUUGGACCCUCAAGGGUCGGUUGCUGGUGGGGUGGCUAAGAAGCUGAAGCUGGGAGCGGCUGCCCCCGUAAAGGGGUCGGUGGACCUUGAGAAAUUGGCGAACGGGUUGACCAAGCUUAAGGAAGAUGACUUGAUCGUCAUCGUCCAGAUGGUCACCGACAACCGCACCAACGAGAUGAACAUCAAAAACGACAUCGACAACGGCGAGUUCACCAUGGACUUGCUCACGUUGCCCGAAGGGCUCUUGAAGAGUUUAUGGGACUACGUGAGAAAACACACCGAGUAA